Angiostrongylus costaricensis is the source of this 504-nucleotide messenger RNA. The record is from the annotation of a GenBank genome assembly. NCBI's taxonomy places the organism in Eukaryota, Metazoa, Nematoda, Chromadorea, Rhabditida, Metastrongylidae.
AUGGGCCGUAUCGUAAAACUCCAACCAUCAGAGAGUGGAGCCAUACGAGAAGCACACGUCAAGCUACCAAACGGACGAAUCAUCAGAAGACCUGUUAAUUUACUUAUACCCUUAGAACUGGGAAACACCCAACCAAAUGAGUCUCCAAAUGUCGACAACGGGACGAAUACGGCUCCGGGUCACGACAUCAAGAACAAAGAUAAGCUAGACGAAAAAUCGAGAGAACGUCAUAACUUACGACCACGAUCACAUACUCGCACCGUUCACUCAGUUCAGUCAUCAGAGUCUAAUGAUGAACAUUUCCUUAAUCAUGACAAUAACAAACAUGGAACGGGCUCUGCUAUUUACGAGCUCCAACAAUUUCUAACGUAUAAUGAUGACCAUUCUAAUCCUAACUCGACAGCCCUACCUACCAACUACUGUCUAAUAAUACCAUCGACUCAUACGAAUAAUAUUCACUAUUUGCGCUACUGUAUUCUUAUACACGCAUCUCACUAUUCCUAG